This is a messenger RNA of Camellia sinensis, 1160 nucleotides long. The record is from RefSeq and is a predicted model, not a curated record. NCBI's taxonomy places the organism in Eukaryota, Viridiplantae, Streptophyta, Magnoliopsida, Ericales, Theaceae.
AUGGAGGCAAUACCCCAUUCUUCUGCGGUAGGAAGUUUGAUGUGUGUUAUGAGGUGUACUCGGCUAGAUAUAGGUCACGCAGUUGGCGUUGUGAGCAGGUUCCUCGCCAAUCCAGGAAAGGAGCAUUGCGAGGUGGUCAAAUGGAUUCUUCGGUACUUAAAGGGAACUUUAAAGAUGUGUCUAUGUUUUGGGGGAGCUAAACCAAUUUUAGAGGAAUUUACAGAUGUCGAUAUGGCAGGUGAUCUUGAUGGUAGAAAAUCUACAUCAGGAUUUCUGUUCACCUUUGCAGGGAGAGCUGAAGAAUACAAGGUACAUUAUGAUAGUCAGAGUGCAAUUGAUCUGAGCAAGAAUUCCAUGUACCAUUCACGUUCUCACCAGAGACCAACUGGAAGUUUGCAAGAAUCUGAUCGGGAUGAACUUCAAGUGAGAACACAACUCCAUUUCUUUUGCAUUGUAGUGUUCGUGAAUGGCAAAGUUUGCAACGACCCAAAGCUUGCCACAGCAGAUGACUUCUUCUUUUCAGGCCUCCUUACUCCUCAAAACACAUCGAACCCAAUUGGGUCAAAGGUUACUCCCGUAAACGUUAUCCAAAUACUAGGCCUCAAUACUCUCGGCAUCUCCUUAGCUCGCAUUGACUUUGCACCUUAUGGCCUCAACCCACCCCACACGCACCCUCGUGCAACUGAGGUCAUCGUGGUGUUGGAAGGUACUCUCUAUGUCGGCUUCGUGACCUCCAACACUGACAACCGCCUCUUUACAAAGGUCUUGUACCCAGGAGAUGUUUUUGUGUUCCCACAGGGUCUCAUUCACUUUCAAUUUAAUAAUGGAAAGACUAAUGCAGUAGCUCUUGCUGCCUUAAGCAGCCAAAACCCCGGAACUAUUACAGUUGCUAAUGCAGUGUUCGGGUCAAAUCCAAGGAUUUCUGAUGAUGUUCUUGCCAAGGCAUUCCAAGUGGACAAGAAGGUGGUAGAUUAUCUUCAAGCUCAAUUUUGGUGGCCCAGCAACUAGAGAAAGAAAGAAUGGAGAACUUAUGAAUCUAUUAUUUGUUAAACUUUAAUUAAAUAUGAUGCAAUAUAGCAUAAAUAAGUGGAUUGGUUGUGGAUGAUUUCCUUAAGAUUGUUUUCUUAUGAUUUUAUAAUAAUGAAGUUUGUUAAAUAGUA